Molecule: messenger RNA, 2790 nt
Organism: Fonticula alba
Lineage: Eukaryota; Rotosphaerida; Fonticulaceae
Exons: 6
Coding region: 1-2790 (929 amino acids)
Biological process (GO): regulation of DNA-templated transcription; phosphorelay signal transduction system
Molecular function (GO): DNA-binding transcription factor activity; sequence-specific DNA binding
Source: RefSeq, a predicted model, not a curated record
AUGUCCCUGCCGCAGCACCAUAACCCCCCCGGGUCCCUCGCGCCUGGGUCUCGCACAGGCUCCUCCUCCUCCUCCUCUUCUUCUUCUUCCUCCUCCUCCUCUGCCCCCUCUGCCAACUCCGGCGGGGUCCCGCUCUCUUCGAUCUCCCUGCUGGAAGAUGCUCAGCAGCCACAGCUGCAGCAGCAACAAAAGCCGCCACAGAGGCAGCCACCGGCUCAGCAGCAUCAGCACUCGCAUGCCGAGCGGACGGCUGGACUUGGCCCUCCCGGCCUGCCUGCCGUUUCGGUGACCAUGACCCUGCCGGCCAUUCCGGCCCUCCCCCGCCGGACGGUGACCACUCGCGUGCGGGCUCCCCGUCGGCGCCCGGGCAGCGAGGAUGGCGCCGAGGCAUCCGGGUCGCCGGAUCGUGCCACACGCCGCUCCACCAGUCCCAGCUCUCCGUCCGGCGAGGUCGGCCCCGAGGGAGGCAGCCCCGGCCCGGAGGACGCUGAUGCCGGGCCCCUCUUGUCGGACGCGUCGUCAGAUGACUCGGCCACCGAUCCCGACCCGCAGGGCGGCUCUACAGGCGGCAAGCCCGGCAGUCAGGCCAGCGGGAGCUCCUCCGUGUCGGACUUCGUCCGGCGCCUAUACAAGAUGCUUGAGGCCCCCUCCGAGAUGGAUGUCGUCUCAUGGAGCCCCAAUGGCGAGUCCUUCAUCGUGCGCGAUCCGGCCAUCUUCUGCUCGACCGUCCUCCCGCGGUACUUCCGCCACGGGAACUUGGCUUCCUUCGUUCGGCAGUUGAACAAGUAUGACUUCCACAAGGUCCGGUCUACAUGCGCCCAGACCGGCGAAAGCGCCUACGGCGAGCGGGCAUGGGAGUUCCGCCAUGACCGUUUCCGUCGUGGCGACACCCAGAGCCUGUGCCUGAUCAAGCGCAAGUCCUCUGGCGCCUCGCGCCGAACCCAGACUCGCAGCCGGACUUCCGAUGCCGACUCGGUGGUCGAUCGCGCCGGGCCCGGCGGCGCCCCUGGUGCCCCUGGCACUGGCGCUACCCUCUCGGGCGAGAUGUCGGACAUUGUCCGGCACCUGCUGUCCCGGGCGGCCAUCGCCGAAGCCGCGGCUGCUCAGGCCCAAAAGCAAGUCCAAGCCUUGUCGACGAUUGUCUACCGGCUGUUGGCCCCGUCGGCUGGGGUUCUGGCUGAGACCGUCCCCGACGUGCCGAUCCUCUUCCAAGAUCUGCUUCAGCUGACCGAGGCCUUCUCCCCGCCGUCGGUGGCCGGCGUCGGCCUCGGUGGCGCCUUCAUGGCCGAUGCUGCCCCGGAGCCGGGGUUCCACCCGGCGCAUGGGGGUUCAUACAUCCACUCGGGUGGAUAUGCGGAAAUUUCCGGCACCGGCAUGCCGCUCGAGGUCAACUCCGCCUCCCUUCCCCUGAAGCCGGAGAUGGCGUCUCAUCAUCAUCCGAUCAAGCGCGAGCAUCAUGGUGUCUCGGCGGAGCACUAUCCCGGCCCCGGGGAUUACCUUUCCAAGAAGCAGCGCCAAGAGUCGGCCGUCAUGCACGACCCACAGGGCAUCGCUCCGUCGUCGAUGAUGGACCGUCCGGUUUCCGCGGUGGAUCCCUCGCUGGAGGAUAUGCAAUUCGGCCAGAAGGUUCACAAUGGCCCCGGCCGCCCGGGGGCCGAUGCCACCGCAUCCGGUCUGCCUCUUGAGGCCAUCGAGCAUGGCCCCGGCGCAGGCUCGACCAUGAUGGACGGCAUUCAGCAGCACCAAAUGUUGCUCCUCCAACAGCAGCAGCAGCAGCAGCAGCAGCAGCAGCAGCAGCAGCAGCAGCAGCAGCAGCAGCACUCGUCCGGCACCUUCGGCCACGGGGCCGAGGCCAUGCGCGUUGCCUCCCCCGGGUUGCCCUCACACCAGGCGGACUUCCACCAUGCCGGGCAGUUUGUUGACCCGCAGCUGGCAGCGGUGUCCGCCGGUUCCGGACCCACCGGGGCCCAUGUGGGCUUCCACCUUGGUGCUGAGGGGGCCGCCGCCGCCGCCGCCGGCGCUGCCGCUCGGCGCCCGGGCCCCCUUCCAUCGGGAGUCGAUCCCGCGUCAAUUCACGGGGGCACCGGGGGAGGACCGGCGCAGCCGGCCUCCUCCGGCUUCGGUGGGUCGGAAGCCGCCGCGGCCGGGGACAGCCUGCCGCCCUCUCAGCAUGGGGCCGCGGCCGGGGUGCCCGGCCUCCGGCAUCACCAUCAGCACCAGCACCACCAUCAUCCGCAUGGGGGUGGGGCCGAUGCGGCAGGGGCUCUUGUCCGGGCCGGGCCCAAUGGCGGCCCUCCUCGUGUGCUGGUGGUCGAUGACGAUCCGAUUACCCUGCGUACCCUGUUGCAGAUGCUGUCGAAGAUCGGCUACAACGAGGUGUCCAAGGCCUCCAAUGGAAGCGAGGCGCUGGAGCUGCUGCGCACUUCGCGGCACCAGCGCCCCUUCGACAUUGUGCUGAUGGACAUCUUCAUGCCGAUCAUGAACGGCCUGGAUGCCACGGCGCAAUUCCGCAAGUUCGAUUCCCAGACACCGGUGGUCUUCAUGUCGACGGACCAAUCGCAGAAGACCCAGCAGCUGAUCACGCAGCUUUCCGGCGCCCAGCAGGAGGGCCUGACCCUGUCGAAGCCGCUGAACAUUUCCCGGCUGAGUGGGGUUUUGCAGCAGCUUCAGCGUCGGCUCUGUCUGUCGCCCUCGUCGGUGAUGGGGGCCGUGGCGGCGGCGGCGGCCGCCGCCACCGAGGGCGGCGCCUUCCAUGGCGGCGGCGGCGGCGUCUCUGGCACCGCCCAGUAA